ACAGUGCGAGACAUUGAAGAGACACGUUGACCAUGGAGAUCCUGCAGCUGCCUUUAGUUUGUGCUCUUAUAAUCAGUAGUCUCACAUCAGCAACAGUUGUUCAAGAUUUUAAUCAUGUGGAGAGAUGCAAGGACUCCCUCUAUAUGGGGACUCCGCCGCGGGGUUUUGUCGACACCAAACUGAAGAAGAUCUGCCAGCGAUAUGCUGACAAACCCCGUUAUGUGACCUUGUACGAUCCUUCUAAGAGGAUCCCAGUUUACUCGGCUUAUACCUUCAAGAAAACUGAGGGAGACAGACGUGUGGACUACCCCUGGAUGUACGAGCCACAGCUGGCAGAGCUCGAUGGCAAUGGGAACAUGUUGCCCUUCCCAACUGGCUACCUGCACAUGAAGUUUGAGGACAGCCAGGCAGUGCUGGAUGACUACUCUGAUGUGGUUCUUUAUGAAAGAGGUCACCUGAACCCAGACCAGCAUCAGUCCAGUCCACACGACCGCGCUGCCACUUACACACUGACCAACGUGGUCCCAGAGAUACGAGAGUUUAACAUCGGGCCUUGGCGAGAGUACGAGGAGCGGAUCCGGGUGCGCCUUAACAACUUCUGCCGUGGCACUGCCUACAUUGUCACCGGAGUGACCACCAGGGGCAACAUGAUCCGUCGCAACAAUCAGAACCGCGUGGCCAUCCCCGAAGAUGUGUGGUCUGCUUACUGCUGCACCGAGUAUGACCGCAACGCGCCCCAUGACGUUCGCGUUCUCUUCCCAUCCCAUGCAGCCCUAGCCAAAAACGCCAAAGAGGGCAACAGCAUCCACGAGAUGACAGUCCUGGAGCUUGAAAUGUUUCUGAGAAAUAACAUCGAAGUCGACACCAACCUUCAGAUCUUCUACGACAACUGUGUCUCUCCCUCACCCCUUCCUCUUUAUCUGCAGCACACCAUCUGAAUGCUAUCUCAGCUACAUCCUCUGUGUGCAUAUGGGUUUAUGUAGCCUAACAGCAGCCAUUAACAAUAAUAAAAACAAUGAUAGCAGAAGUAAGGUAAUUCAAAUUUUGUCCUGCAAGAUAUUAUCUAAGAAAGGAGUCCGUAUCAGAAUAAAAUGAAAUGUUCUUCAUUCAAUAAAAAUGUUCUGGGUGAUGGUUUUCAGGCUUUAGAGGAGGACUACUCUAUUUAGAAAAGGAUUGCAAUACAGUUAUGUAAUCUUGUGUGGAAGGCUAUGGGAAUUGGCUCAUUUAAUAAAUUGUCCUAAUCUAAU
This is a messenger RNA of Maylandia zebra (zebra mbuna), 1247 nucleotides long. RefSeq names its product endonuclease domain-containing 1 protein. Gene Ontology annotation, molecular function: hydrolase activity; nucleic acid binding; metal ion binding. The record is from RefSeq and is a predicted model, not a curated record. NCBI's taxonomy places the organism in Eukaryota, Metazoa, Chordata, Actinopteri, Cichliformes, Cichlidae.